AGACGCCAUAUUUGCGGCGUCUGCCAGUUUACAGCGUUUAUAGAUUUCGUGCCAAUUUAUUGUGUUCAUCAUGGCGUCCACGGAAUCUCUUGUCUGCGAUACCUUGGAUCUGAGUGGACAAGGACUAAAGAAAUUGAGCAGAUGUCCAUCGGAUGCAGACAUCAAUACCCUAAUUGUUGACGAUAAUGAAAUACAGCGUUUGGAUAAUCUUGACUCAUACAACAAAAUUACCAAGCUAUCGAUCGUAAGAAACCAGUUAUUACGAAUGUAUGGAGUUUCCAAGCUACACAAUCUUGUAACACUGAAUCUGGCAAAUAAUGGCAUUCUCACUAUAGAGGGCAUUAAGGACAUGAGCAAUUUACAAACUCUCUGCCUCGCUGGUAAUAAUAUAAAGUCCAUCGAACAUUUACACACGAACACAAAAUUGGAGCAUCUGGAUUUGUCAGAGAACAGUAUUAGUCAUCUAUCAGACAUCUCGUACCUACGAUGUUUAAAGGAAUUAUUUUUGCACAAUAAUCGUAUAGUAACGUUGCGACAGUGCGAACGUUAUUUACCUGGAUGUUUAGAAACUUUGACAUUGGCUAACAAUAAUAUAACGGAUUUGAAUGAGAUGUCGCACUUGGCUAAUUUAACAAAUUUAGUCAAUUUUUCAAUUGCUAACAACCCUUGUGUCAGUAUGACAGGUAACAGUAUUGGAUUUGACUAUCGUCCAUUUGUUAUCAAUUGGUGUAUGAGUCUGAAAUCAAUUGACGGCUAUGCUGUGGAUCCAAUUGAGAGCCUGAAAGCAGAGUGGCUUUAUUCACAGGGGCGUGGCAGGCAGUUUCGGGUUGGUGAGCAUACACUACUCUCACAUUACCUUGCUUCAGUCUGUCCUCUGUCGGGUGAGUCCCUUGAAAAUGAAGCAGACCGUAAACUCCGAUUGAUUCUAAGUAAAGCGCAGCAUCAUCAGCAACAGUUGAACCAACAAAGUGACUCUGGUAGUGUGCACAGUUUGAGUAGCGUUGGUAUGAGUCCAUCACCAGCAGCUAGACGCAGACUUAACACAAACAGGACAAGCUCGCCAAGACGACCUGUUGCACCCAUGUUGUCUUAUUACGAAGAAAAGACCAUACAAUCACCAAAAUAUUACGAUGCAAAAUUUUGUGCCUGCUAUUCACCUUGCAAAGGCUCGUCACGAAAAUCUAUGAGAAUAAGAUCGCCAGAUCAAAUAUUAGCUGGUUGUCACCCUGAUGCUAUGGUAUCAUCUUGCCAUGCUCCUAAUUCUACAUCUAACAGUGGUCACACGCUUCUUGGAGGAGAUGACGUACUGAUGACGCAAAGUCUGGACCCUAGUUUGCUUAGCAAUAGCCUGAGCCACAAAAUGACACAUAACAACGAAUCUUCACUGCAGGUCGAAGAAACCUCCAGUCCUUUGCAAGCAGCAACAAAAUUGUUACCGGUACCAGAAUCGCUGAUGAGUCCAGAUUUCAGACCUCCGUCAGGUCUUUCACGUAUUUUACCAAAAACGCCUCCUAGCAAAUUGAAUUCCCCAAUUCAAACUACAAUUCCUGUGAAACCCUGUCCGGACAAUGCAGGGAAAGCUGUAUCCACUGCUUUUACGCCUAAUCCAAUGGCCAAAACAAAUGUGGGAGUCCUUAAAACCAAUGCUUUAGUAAAGAGUAACUCUGCAACAAAUUGCAACAUUGGAAAAUCUAACAUUUCAAAGCCCGUUAUUACUAAUACCAAUGGAAAAUGUCCACACAGUGUUAAAAUAAAUAAUUACGUUCAAAGUAAAACAUUACCGAUCAAAAGGAAUAAUAAAAGCUCACCAAACUUAGGCCGAAGUAUUAAUAGGCCAAAAAGCGCUACGGAAAGGGGGAGACCUACUUCAGGUAGGCGAAGUAAGGACGGUGACGGUGAUAACAACAUAACGAUGAGUAGCGACGAAGACAGCGAAGUCUGUCAGGCAAAGCUGGAUGGAAUUCGGCACCGAGCAAAUCAACGGCGUCAAGAGGACACCAAUAAGGAUGAUCAAACAGAGAAAGCAGCUAUUUGCAUACAAAGACUGUGGCGAGGGUACCGUACCCGAAAUCUGAAUAAAAAAGCAACCAAUAUAUUAAAAAAUAUUGAAAUGAUGAGAACAAACAAAUACAUUCAAAAAUUAUCGACCGACAUGGAGGCAACGAGAACAGCUUUAGAAAGCGAGCAUAAGUUGCAAUUAUUACAAAUGCAAGCUAUAAAUGCACUUUGGAAAAAAAUAGUCAGUCUUCAGCCAGGAUCGAACACUGGUGGAGAUGUUGAAGGAACGUCACACGCUAACUCAGUUGUGGUUAAUAACCUUGCCCAGACGUGUACUUUGCUGCACUCACAAGUACAACAAUUGCAAGACUCCAUGUCAGAAAUAAAACGCUGUAUGUCUAACAUGCAACCAAAACCCACAACGUUGGACAACGGUGUUGCAACGCAAACUGAAAUAUCAGCGGUUCACACUCCAGCUGGCGAAGCCAAUACGUUUCCAUAUUCACGUGCAAGCAGGCCUCAAUCAUUGUCAAUUCAUCAGACUAUACACGAAGGAAAUGAAAAUAAAAGUUUCGCAUCAAAUUUAGUAGAUAGUGUUUUGAAAAAGGUUUCGCAAUCGACAGAUACAACGGACGAUGAAGUAAACACAGACAUUUUAAAUUCCAACGAAAAUCCGGAAUUGCUAAAUUCUAAUGAAAAUCCUGAUGUGUUUAAAAGCUGUGAAGAGAUUAUGGAAGGUGAAUAUAAAGAUGUAGAUGGAGAAGUGGAGAUCGAAUAUAAAGACGUCAUCGAGGACGCAGCUAUAGAUGGUGAGGUUUGCGAAGAGACUCUUUGCAAAGAAUUACAUAGUUUAAUUAAAACGGAAAAUAGAAGGGAAAGCGACGCCGAUAGUGAAAAGGAAAAAGAUUCCAAAGAGCGUGAUGUCAGCUUAAAUCAGGAUGAUGAAUAAGUUCUAAUGCAUGUGUCGAUAGCAUAAUUCAUAACUCACCACCUGGAGGUAAUAUAAGUGAAAGUCUUGCGAAAAUAACUAUUGACAACUUAACAUGGUACAAAUUUUAAUGAUAAUUUGUGCCAAAUACAAAAAAGAAAAAGAGCACAAUAGUACUACAAUAUAAUCACAUACAUUGCUUUUUAUAGGGUAAAUUAAAACUAUUUCAGUAUCAUGUCAUCAAUCAUCGAUGCGAUGAAUGGCAAAAAACGGCAGCUACCUAUUUGCAGAUUUUUUAACGGAAAAAAUACCUAUAUUUCAUGCUCGUACGGAAAAAUGCUCACAUGUUCAUAAUAAGUAGGUAUAUCUAUACAUACCAAAAGUAACUUUACCAAAGAGAAAACGAUAUUAUUAAUGUAAUCCAGAUUUAAAAUCUAAGAAAAUUGGUAGUGGAUUCAUUUUUUAAACAUUCACUUAUUGGCAUAUCCAAACGUCUGGACUACAUUCGAUUGUUUACAAAACGAUAGGUUAUUUUAAUUUUAGUUAAUGCACUGAACAUAACAUUUAAUCAAUUCUUCAUCGUCCUCCUAAACAUUUGGUAGAAUAAUUCAACAUUAUCAUAUCACUCAGUUUCCAAAGUUAUGAACAUUUCCUUGAGGGUGAAUUAGAUUCAGUUACUUUUACUGGCACUAAUUACCGAUUGCAUACGUUGUUGGACCUUACAAAUAACAUGAGUUUAAAAUAUGAAUAUUAUCAGUCAACAUUAUCAACUCAAAUAACUUCUCCGCCAUUACUAUCAGAUCAAAAAUUACUCCGUACCAAGAGGUUUGAGCUAGUAAUGCAAAGAACGUGUCAUUUAAAAAUCAAAUCUCAGUUAUUGUUCUAAGAUGCUGUCAUAAUAAUAAUAUUUUAUUUCCUUAUUAAAAAAUAAUAAUAGACGCCUAUCAAUACUCAGUAUUUUGUUCAAUAGUGACUGUUAUGUCAUAACUCCACCAUAGUAAAUGGGUUUCCAAUUUCGUUUCAGAUUACAGAAAAUCAUGAGUAGUUAGAACAAUGGGAUGUACAAUUUAAUUAUCCCAAAGUUGUAAAUAUUUCUGGGUAUGUUCAGGCAGACUGUAUUUUGCAACCAUAAUGAAAUACAUUUUUUCUCCAAGUUGCGAAAAUAUGGUUUAUAAGUAGUAAAAGCUUACUCUGUUAAAUGUACAUUCUCAGUCACUCAUAAAUCGGAAAUGCUUCUGUAUUAAUUGUAAGAUGUAUAAUGUAUCUUAGAUCUUCGACAACGCUUUCAACACUUACAUGACUAAGUUCCUCUCCAGCUGAACGAUAAAACCCGUUUUCCCGAUUGAAUUUACUCUUCUAACAUUACGUAGAGCACAAAGCUUUUCCAUUCUUCUUGCUUCCUGUUUUCUCUUUUUUAAUACAUCUGCAUCUGAUCAACUCCUGAUUAGUCUUCCCAUCGCUUUUGUAAAAUGAAAAAGUUCCGUAAUCGCGGAAAUAUGAUCCAUGCUGCAGCACAUAUAUUGUAAAUGUAAAAGUAACUAAGACCACAGACCAGAAAGGUCAGAUUCAGGAUUCGAUAAAUAAAAUCCAAUAUUUAUACAUAAUACGUAAAGUAGAAGAAAGAAAUGAAACAGCAAUCCAAUAUUUAUAUAUAAUACGUAAAGCAGAAGAAAGAACUGAAAAAGCAACCCAACAUUACAUGAUUACUUUGAAACUCGAGAACUCUACGAUGUGUAUUUUUUAUUGUGAUUUGUGAUGAGAGAGAGGAACUUUCUCAAAGUGGUGAUGUUGAGUGGUUUGCUCCGGAUGUUAGGAGUCUGAUCUUUAUGAAAAUGUCUAUUACUAUAAGAGAUAAAUUUUCGUCAGAUUUAAAAGUUUAUCAAUUUGUGCAUGAAAUAUUAUUUUAAUUUAAAGAAUGCUGUCUAGCCACCACAAUGGCAGCCUUUCCUGAUGCUCACCGUAUACAAUCAUAUCGUUAUUUUUAACAAUAGUAAUAUUCUUGGGUUACAUCUUGUUGUUGAAGGACGUAUGUGGGUCACAUUUGUCAUCAAAUUUGCAAUCUUUGAAUCGAUUUUUCAAAGAGACAAAAAUUCCAAGUACCUGUGCUAUCGCGUGAUCUCAGAGAUGCAGUAGAUCCAUCCUUCAGCCUCGAUUCAAGACCAAGCCAAACUAAAUCGUACCAUCAGCACGUCAAAUUAUCUUGUUGAAAGCUAGAGCAAAGGCACUGCAUGGCAAGUUGUUCCCUCGUCAUUAACUGUUCUUUGCACACACCUAAAGUCAGAAUGUUCAGCCAAUCAUAAAUAGAAUCGAGUGGAAAGAGCCAAUAAAAUGGUAAAUACCCCGUCUCCUUAAUCUAUCCUUUUACUUUGUGUAGAAUAAUAUUAACAGUAAGUUUACCUUCAGAUAAUCGGGGUAAGUCGAUCGAGUUAAACGAUUUCAGUAGAUGAAAAACAACCCUAAUUAUAUAAAGGUAAAGAUGAUAGUUCUAAAGGAAACUACCGACACUUCGUACAAGAUCGGUAGUGACUUUAUAAACUUAAGGCAAAACAUUCUGAUAAUUUCAGAUCUGCGCAAAAUUUUCUUGCGAUCAAUUGUAUUCCGAAGUUAUCCUUCGAUCUAGUCAAUAUUUUAGCUCCAAGCUUUAACGUACAUAAUAAUAAUCUUAUUAGAGUUGUUACAUAGCUACUGUUUGUUGUGACAAAGGCUGCGAUUCGAAUCAAGUAGUGCUGUGCAUUUUUAUUAGUUAUGCAUAGCUACGCCUCUAUUUUAUAUUUUUAGUACUAACCUAUGCUGUUAUAAUUACGAAUUAAAAUUUAGUGUAAGAAUAUCGAUUAAAAGUAUUCAUAAUUGCAUUCUACUUUACUAGUUCCUACUUCACACCUAAAUGUAAUUCAGUCAGAACAGAAUCAUUUAUUCGUGUAACAAUGCGAUGCGAAACGAAGCUUGAUCUGAAUAGUAGCCAAAAUGUUGAAUCUUAUCUUGAUAAAUUUAUCUUAUAAAUUUAGAUUACUCCUUGCAGAUUUUUAUCUACACCCCAGACGGUAUGGGAAUCUAUGACAUUAUGAUUUAUCAUAUUUUUCUCUAAAGAAUGAUUAUACUGUGCGAUAGUGUCAUUGUGCACCAAACGUGCAUGCUAUGUGUAUACUUUUAUGAAAAAUACAAAGAUGCACAGUUAUAAACUAACAACAGUUAGUACUUUUUUAAAGUCAUGUAAUGAAAAUUUGCACCCCUGAUGAAUAUCUAUCUUGUAAUAUACCUAAGUAUGUAAGUAAACAGACCGAAUAACUUUGAGUUACUAUACUACAUUCCAAGAAAAUAAAAUAAGCACAACUGUAAUAAGCAAGUUACCGCAGACUGCCAUGUGAAAUAACAUCACACUUGAAUAACAUACAUGCGUCAUUAUCAAAAAGUAGAUUUAAAUUACAUUCGUUGUUGAGUCUUAAUAACAGACUGAAACAUUGGACUAUGUAUCUGAGAUAUCCGAAAGCUUUUGUAUUUAUUGUAUAACACAUUCCGGCUGUAUUCUCCAUCCAAUUUUAUUUCACUAAUAUCAAAUUGUCAAGAGCACAGAUUCUAAUGUUACUUUAUUCUAAGAGCUGAUGUGAAAUAUACAUAUUAGUAUACAAAAAUGAAACAUAAAUUUAAACUCAUAUACAAUUUUUUCCGUGAAAAUAAGAUUCCCACGUAAGUAUACUUAGAGAAGGUAGCAAAAUCUUGACAGAUUUGGAAAAUUUGCUGACGUGUACCCAAAUUAACGAUAAUUUGUACGGCGCAUUUAAUGCUUAUGAAUUUCAUACAAAAAAAAUAUUAGUAAAAAUGUUAUAGAACUCAAACGUUUUUUAUAAUAAUGAUGCUAUGAACGCUAUACUUGGUAAUUUAAAACUGUUGAUCGACAGUUAAGAUAGGUAGCAAAAUAAUAUGAAAUGCAUUGAUGAUAUAUGUAUAUAUACAUAUGUAUAUAUAUAUUUACACAUUGAAUUUUAUUAAGUCAUCUGAGUUACUCGCAAUAUUAAAAAGUCUGUAUGAAUUAGAUGAAGCAGAAGAUUACAUGUUACCUCAAUUUUGUUAGUAUGUAUAUUUACUAUAUUACUUAAUAUUGUAACUAAACGUUGCACUGAAAGAUGGCAUCAAUAAUCCAUAAAUCAGUUUUCGUAGAACCUCAUUCUUGACAUUGGCUUCAUAAAAUGCUUUUGUCGCUAAUUCAAUUACAUGAAAUAUUUAUAAUUACUACAAGUUAGUUGAAUAUGUAAUGUUACAUAGGUAUAUAAAUCUAAUUUAUACAAGCCUUUUUCAUAAAAUGGUUAGACAUAAAAUAACUGCACGUUCACAAGCAAAUAAAUACACAAUGUAACCACUUUA
Neodiprion virginianus is the source of this 7285-nucleotide messenger RNA. RefSeq names its product centrosomal protein of 97 kDa (gene Cep97). The record is from RefSeq and is a predicted model, not a curated record. Gene Ontology annotation, molecular function: U2 snRNA binding; protein binding. Gene Ontology annotation, biological process: mRNA splicing, via spliceosome. Lineage: Eukaryota; Metazoa; Arthropoda; Insecta; Hymenoptera; Diprionidae. Bases 71 to 2947 code for a protein of 958 amino acids. The transcript has 13 exons.